UCCCUGAACUCAGUGCUGGCUGUUGUGAGGCUUACGGGAGCCGGGACGGGCCACCCUCCUCCUCUCUCAGGGAUCGGGCCGGGCGGGUAAUCCUCCCCAGCGGGAGCCUGUAGAGGUGUGCUUCGCUGGUCCCACAGUCUUUCCUGGGAGAGAAAUGGCUACGUCCUGAGCCCAUGGACCCUCUGCCCAGUGGCACCUGGGAAAUCCAGCGGAGGCAGGAGCUGUGGGCUGGCAUAGUUCUGAGAUUCAUUCUGGAAAGUCUUCCACUCCACCAUGUGCCUAGGGAACUAGACGCCUAGUCAAACUUACUCAAUUUUCAAUCUUCAGAGAAAAUUAGGAAUUGAGUUUUAUUAUAAUCAAGAGCUACAAGCUUCACUGAGGCACAGUUUGGGGGGAAUAAGGGCCCAGGGAGAUGGCCCUCACCUGCCUGUUGAGCACAACUCUUGGGACCCCUGGGUGCAGGGAUCUACCCAUCAAAACUGAGCUGCUGCAGCUCAUCCUAGACCAGUAUUUUUCCACAUUUAAAAAUUCACGGCCCACUAAAAACGAUAAAAAAUAUUCCAUGCCCUUUUCUGUAUUUUAUGAUGCAAAAGAUCAUAGGUUCUUUCUCAUUUUCCAAAUAUAAAGUUAUGACAUCAACCAUUGUGCAUUUUCUUAGCACAAAGCCCUCUCUCCCCUAGUUGGGAAUUGCUGCCUAAGACCCUGAAAACCCGCAGGUCACUCCAGGGCAGUGUCUGAGCUCCUGGGGUCCCAGAGAUGCUGCCCCUUUCUGUCCUUCAGCUCUGGUCCCCUGGCCGCAGAAUACAGGUGGACAGAAGCACAGGUGCCGCUCGGGGGAACCGGGAGAGACUUUGGCACAUAGUUAGUUUCCAGCCUCCCAGGGUCCUGUCUGCAGAUGAACACUCUGGCUCCCGGGAGCUGGGUUGUAGCUGGGGAAGUAGAAACAGGCUGUUUAACCAACAACAAACAGUCCUGCCAUCCACAGACACACACACACACCCACACAGUCAGACGGGCUGUCUCACCCUCCCCUCCAGACCUGUGCACAGACACGCGCACGCUGGCGCCCGGAGCUCUGCCGGCAGCCCACGGCAGAUCACCGUCUGGAGUGACUGGCACACUCCACCUCCACAAGCCCCGGGCCUCUGCGCCCAUCAGCUCCUCCCCUCCCUCCCGUUUCCCUGAGGAGUGCGCUGCCUCUUUAAAACCCAACUCUCAGGGCUGUGCUCUGUGACCCACAAAGGGUUCCAAUUGUGGCCAUUCAGUGGCCUUUCCCCAGGGAAGGGAGGGGAGAUGAGACAGAUGGGAGGCUUGUCCUGCUGCGGCCACCAAGAGAAGCCCUCGGCUGGCCAGUAAUGAGCCAUCACGGUUCCCACCCAGCUGGCUGCUCAAUGCCUUAACCUCUCCCUAACACAGCUCCAUGGAGGCUCUGUGGCCUCGCCCCAUGGGGGCACCUCCCUCAAUUCUCUGGUCCCCUUUCGCACUUCCAGGCUGGUGUCCCCUCCUGGCGCCCCAUCGAUUGUCCUGUCUUUUCCCAGGCCCUCUGCCUUCCCCUGUCACAAGCUGUUGUUCCCAUGCUUUGCUCGCUCCUUGUUUUUCCAUGGGCAUGCUUUGUCCUCCGGCUUGAUCAUGAGCUCUUCAAGUGCAGAGAGCAUGUCUUUGCUUUCCUGGUGACCGGUGCCCAGAGCAGAGCUCUGCACACACAGGACAGUCGCUAGACGCUUGGCAAAUUAGUUUUUUGCAGCCCACUCCUGCCAGCCCAGGACACACCCGCUAGUCCCCUCUGUGUGUCUCUCUCCUCCACAAUAACCCUGUGUUCUCCACUUUGGAGGGCUUGUCUGCACCCCUGCUCUCCAUGUCCCUGUGCAGUUUCAACCCCAGAUGCCUCCUUACAACUUCACUGGCUUUUUGUCAGCAUCUCCCUGCCUCUGCCCACAUGGUGGGCCCUGCCGCUGGAGGGUGGGGACUGGCAGGACCUAGAGGAGUUAGAUGCUCCCUCACUGGGCCAUGGCUCCUGGGGAAGGAAGUGUGUUGGGGAAGGCACCGAGGUAGAUGAAGUCUGGCUGGGAAAGCUCUUGGAGGGUGUGGACUUGACGUUGCUACUUAGGAGAGCCUGGUCCUUGGUCAGAGGAGCCCUUCUCUCCUUCCUACCCCCAGGACUUAGCCUCCGGAGGGUCAGGGCCAAAGUGAGGUUCACGUCUGAGACGCGUAGUCACAUCGGGAUCUCUUGUGUUGAGUGGGAUGCACAAAGCCAGCUGCUGCUUUUGGGAGAUUGAGGGUCUCACCUGGGGAGUAUUUGGAGUUCCCAGAAGGAAUCUCGCCCUGGAGCAUCUUUUCCCUGAGGCCUCAGAGCCUGAAAUUUCACUGGGUGCCCCCCCCCCCCCCCGCAUCAAACAGAUGUAUCAGUGAAGGCCAGAGCGAAACCACGAGUGGUUUGCAAUUGCAGAGCUAGAGUUAGUACCGGGGUGCCCUGCCUUCUCUCCACCACCAGCCCAGAUUGCCCGGUGCCAGCUCUCCACCCCUGCUCCUGGUGGGCUGAACUGGGCCUUGCUGGGUGCUGUGGUCCCAACGGUGCCAUUGAGUAGAAGGGGCUGGUCUGAAUAGCUCCCCACUUCCCUCUGCUCCUCAACAUCCCUGUCCCGUCGUCUCCUGUCUCUCCCUCUGGUGUUCGGUUGACCUGUUCUCUGCUUCUCCUCCUUCUGGCCGCGUGAGGACCCCUCCUCUGGACAGGAGCUCUCUCCUGGGUUCCCGCCUGCCGCGCCCGCUUGUGGCCGCCAACUAGGCUGAGCAUGCUGGGGUCCGUACCUACUUCUUCAGUGCCGAGAGCCCCGAGGAGCAGGAGGCCUGGAUCCAGGCCAUGGGGGAGGCUGCCCGGGUACAGAUCCCUCCAGCCCAGAAGUCGGUGCCCCAAGCUGCGCGCCACAAUCUCCCCACCACCACCCAACUCCAUGCUGGGCUGGAGUCCCUGACAACAUCUCCCUUGGCAUCCCGCAGCCACGAGAAGCCAGAUUCGGAGAACAUCCCACCCAGCAAACACCACCACCAGCCGCCUCACAACAGCCUCCCCAAGUCUGAACCGGAGGCCAAGACUCGAGGGGAGGGUGAUGGCCGAGGCUGCGAGAAGGCGGAGCGGAGGCCCGAGAGGCCUGAAGUCAAGAGCGAGCCCCUGGUGAAAGCCAAUGGCGUCCACACCGGCCCAGGACCAGGCUCGGAGCCCGGCAGCCCUUACCCCGAGGGCCCAAGGGUCCCCGGGGGUGGGGAGCGGCCCGCCCAGCCCAACGGCUGGCAGUACAGCUCCCCCAGCCGGCCAGGGAGCACAGCCUUCCCGCCUCAGGACUCAGAGAGUGGGGGGCACCGGCAGAGCUUCCCGCCACGAGUCAACCCCGACAAAAUCGCCCAGCGCAAGAGCUCCAUGAACCAGCUUCAGCAGUGGGUGAACCUGCGCCGAGGGGUGCCCCCUCCUGAAGACCUUCGGAGUCCCUCCAGGUUCUACCCCGUGUCCCGUAGGGUCCCUGAGUAUUACAACCCCUACUCCUCCCAGUACCCUGAUGACUACCAGCACUACCCGCCAGGCGUGCGGCCCGACAGCAUCUGCUCGAUGCCGGCCUACGAUCGGAUCAGCCCGCCCUGGGCGCUGGAGGACAAGCGUCACUCCUUCCGGAACGGAGGCGGCCCCGCCUUCCAGCUGCGUGAGUGGAAGGAGCCUGCUGGCUAUGGGCGGCAGGACGGCACCGUCUGGAUCCCCAGCCCCUCCCGGCAGCCCGUCUAUUAUGAUGAACUGGAUGCUGCCUCCAGCUCCCUGCGCCGCCUGUCCUUGCAGCCCCGAUCCCACUCCGUGCCCCGCUCGCCCAGCCAGGGCUCCUACAGCCGCGCCCGCAUUUACUCCCCCGUCCGCUCACCCAGUGCCCGUUUUGAGCGGCUGCCACCUCGCAGUGAGGACAUCUAUGCUGACCCUGCUGCCUAUGUGAUGAGGCGAUCCAUCAGCUCCCCCAAGUAUGAUUACCUGGGAGACAGGCGGCCAGUCCCUGCAGGGCUGUUCCCCUACAACUACCCACCGUCCCCCACGGUCCACGAUAAGAUGGAUGAACUUUUAGACCUUCAAUUGCAAAGAAACCUAGAGUAUUUGGAUCAGCAGAUGAGUGAGAGUGAGACUCUCAUCAGUAUGGUGAACCACAUGGUGGAAAACUCCUCCCCCAGGGCCCAGCUCUUCAUGCAAGUCCCUCCGUACCCAGAAGUGUUCCGGGACAGCCUCCACACCUACAAGUUAAACGAGCAAGACACAGAUAAGCUGCUGGGCAAGUUGUGUGAGCAGAACAAGGUGGUGAGGGAGCAGGACCGGCUGGUGCAGCAGCUCCGAGCUGAGAAGGAGAGCCUGGAAAGUGCCUUGAUGGGGACCCACCAGGAGCUGGAGAUGUUUGGAAGCCAGCCCGCCUACCCGGAGAAGCUGCUGCACAAGAAGGAGUCUCUGCAGAACCAGCUGAUCAACAUCCGGGUGGAGCUGUCGCAGGCCACUACGGCCCUGGCGAACAGCACCGUGGAAUACGAGGGCCUGGAGUCGGAGGUCUCCGCCCUGCAUGACGAGCUCUGGGAGCAGCUCAGCUUGGACCUCCAGAAUGAGGUGCUCAGCCGCCAAAUCCAGAAGGAGAUCUGGAGGAUCCAGGAUGUGAUGGAGGGGCUGAGGAAGAACAACCCCUCCCGGGGCACAGACACGGCCAAGCACAGAGGAGGACUUGGCCCCUCAGCCACCUACAGCUCCAACAGCCCCGCCAGCCCUCUCAGCUCUGCCAGCCUCACCAGCCCCUUGAGCCCCUUUUCGCUGGUGUCUGGCUCUCAGGGGUCCCCCACCAAGCCUGGAUCCAGUGAGGAGCCCGGCCCACCGCGGCCUCCCCUCCCCAAAGCCUACGUCCCCUUGGAGUCUCCUCCCACCGUGCCUCCACUCCCUAGCGAGAGCCGCCUCUGGCCAUACCCCACCUCCCCUUCCUGGCACCGCGGUGGCGAGACAGCCAGGGGUCAGCCCAAGGCAAGCUAUGAGCCAAGCAAGAAAGACCCCCACCAGACAUCACCCCUGGACACCACUAAAGACAUCAGCCUUGUGCCCACCAGGCAAGAGGUGGAGGCAGAGAAGCAGGCAGCUCUCAACAAAGUUGGCAUUGUGCCCCCCCGGACAAAGUCACCCUCGGAUGAAGAGGUGACCCCGUCAAGGGUGGUGAGGAGGACCACCAACAUGCUCACCAAUGGACUCUCCUCCCGGCAGGAGCGCCCCAAGAGUGCUGUGUUUCCUGGCGAGGGCAAGGUCAAGAUGAGUGUGGAGGAGCAGAUCGACCGCAUGCGGAGGCACCAGAGCGGCUCCAUGAAGGAUAAACGGAGGAGCCUGCAGCUCCCAGCCAGCCCGGCCCCCGACCCCAGCACCCGGCCCGCCUACAAAGUGGUGCGCCGUCACCGCAGCAUCCAUGAGGUGGACAUCUCCAACCUGGAGGCAGCUCUGCGGGCAGAGGAGCCUGGCGGGCAGGCCUACGAGACACCGCGGGAGGAAAUUGCCCGGCUUCGCAAAAUGGAGCUGGAGCCCCAGCACUAUGAUGUGGACAUCAGUAAGGAGCUCUCCACCCCCGACAAAGUCCUCAUCCCUGAACGGUACAUCGACCUGGAGCCUGACACUCCCCUGAGCCCAGAGGAGCUGAAGGAGAAGCAGAAGAAGGUGGAGAGGAUCAAGACGCUCAUUGCCAAGUCCAGUAUGCAGAACGUGGUGCCCAUCGGCGAGGGGGACCUUGUGGACGUGCCCCAGGACUCAGAGAGCCAGCUGCAGGAGCAGGAGAAGCGGAUUGAAAUCUCCUGUGCCCUGGCGACCGAGGCCUCCCGCCGGGGCCGCAUGCUGUCUGUGCAAUGUGCCACCCCAAGCCCUCCCACCUCCCCUGCCUCCCCGGCUCCACCAGCCAACCCCCUAUCGUCUGAAUCCCCACGGGGCGCCGACAGCAGCCAUGCCAUGCGGGUCUGAGCUCUGACUGCAAGCCCUGGCUGAGGCCAACGCCAUGAAGCUCCACAGAGCCACGUUCUGAAGCCCACCUCUGCCCACCUGAGGUCCUGGCUCCGCACCCUGGCCCCCCGGCCUCCCUGCCCCUGCGCUCCCAUGGGAGUGCCGCAGGGAGCCAGGCUAGGAGCACGGGCACCUCAGUGCCCACACACCCACGGUGCCCGGCCCGAAGCCCUCGCUACUCAGACGGUGGUCCUCGGCCAGGGCGUGAGAUGGCGGGGUGAGCAGCGCCAUCCUGUCUGAUGCCCACGGCACAGGGAGCCCAGGCCUGCCUCUGGCUGUGGUUGUGAUGGCCCUGCUGGAACAUUCCCUGAUGGAGGAGACGCUCUGAUGGGGAACGGACCCAGGGCUCUCUUAGGUUAGGACUCCUCCCGACGCUGAGGACAGCACCUGCCAUCAUCCCCGCCCCCGUCAACCCGCCCUGCUGCCCCAGCUGUCCCCAGGGUCUUGGCGCAUCUCUGCUGACGGGUGCUCCUUUGGGGUCCAGUGGAGACUGACCACCUUGCCUGAGCCAAAGACAAGAUGACGAGAGAUGGGGAGAGGCUCCUGGGCUCCCAGAGGACAGUGCUGGCUGUGGAGAGAGAGCGGCAGGUCUGUGCAGUGUCUGAGGGCAGGUUGAGAAGAGGGAGCAGAGCGAGAGGGCGAGAUCUCAGGAAAGUGGGAGGAAAGGGAGGCAGCAGGACGCAUGCACGAGGAGGAGGAGGAGGAGGAGGAGGAGGAGGAGGAUGGAGAUGAGAAGGGGCAUGGGACUGGUUUUCCCAGGAUGGAGCCUUAGGCUGGUACCGAGUACAGUGCUAGGCUGUCAGCUCUGCUCCUCCCACCUCGUCCCCAGGAUCAGCGGGGCUGCCAGCAGGAGGACCCCACAGUGCUACGGGGAUGGAGGUGUGAGCUGAGGGGCUGGGGGCAGCAGCCUGGGAGAUGGCUCUUUCUAGGUCUGGGCCUGAUGCCAGCCUCCCCAUCCCAGGGUCAGGAGCAGAGCGAAGGACCUGUCUUAAGGAGGAUGUGGUCAGCCUUGGGGCCUUUCCUAACCAUUUCUGUGACAUUAUCUUGUCUCCUUCCCCCUGGAAUGUGCUGUGGGCCAGCUGGGAGUGGGUCCCGGGGAAAGGGAAUGUGGCCAGUUUCUGGGGCCCUCCCCUGCAUCCCAGGAAUCCCAGAUGAGGACAAACUGAGGCUGUAAGGCAGGUGUCCCUUCUAGCGUGGCACUCUCACAGCCCACCCCCACCAGAGGGCCAGUGGUGGAGAGACAGAAGCAAAGCCCAUUCUUCUUGGCCCCGCCCACCUCGAGAGGAAUGUAGCCAGAGAGGAUGGAUGAGAAUGAAGCUGAACAGCCUCGGCCCCUAGACCUUCUCUUUGCCAGAGUUGCUGCCCAGGGACUUCAGCUCGACCUCCAGCGGCCCCAAGAACGACUACUUUAUCUUCCACCAGUUCCCCUCCACUCCUCCAUGACUGGGACAGUUACUGGUUCAUAUGCAAGUAAAGAUGACACGUCAUUCAACAAGUA
Molecule: messenger RNA, 7529 nt
Organism: Camelus dromedarius (Arabian camel)
Lineage: Eukaryota; Metazoa; Chordata; Mammalia; Artiodactyla; Camelidae
Gene: PLEKHA6
Product: pleckstrin homology domain containing A6
Exons: 22
Coding region: 2858-5992 (1044 amino acids)
Molecular function (GO): protein binding
Source: RefSeq, a predicted model, not a curated record